UUCUAUUAGAUUUCACAUAUGUUCAAGAAAACUAGUCGAACUUAAACUCGAAAAACCAACUUGAAAAAGGACAAAAAAAAAACUGUGCGUGUGUGUUUGGUAUUUUUGUUUAUUUGUGAAAAUAAUAAAGAUACAAUAUCUAUAUAAACUUCAUAUAAGAAAAAGAAGCAAAAAAAAAAGUAAUGGAGGAAGAUGUCUUAAACGCGUUAUUAACUCGAGCAGCCUACUUACCAGGUGGAUUUGAUCGUGAAGGCAGGAUACUGGUUGUGGUCAGCAUAAUAAACGAUUUACAGUUGUGGAAUAGAAAUUGCAUUGAAAUAUGCAUUUCAUAUAUAAGACGAUCGUUAAGCCCAGAACUUCUCAGCAAAGGCAUCGCAGUCAUAGUAGACGCUCAACGCUGUUCAUCUCGAAUAACUCGCACACAUUCCCGUACAAUUUACUCCCUCUUCGGAGAUACACCAAUUACACUUUUUCUAGUCAGAUCCGAAGGAUUUUGGGAAAAGCACGUUGAGCCAUGUGCCAAAUCCCACACAAAAGAAGAACCAAUAGUUGUAUCUAAAAGUCGUAUCUCCAAGUACAUAGAUACAAACAAUUUGCCAGAGGAAUUAGGUGGUACACUAACAUACAACCACGAUCUAUGGCUACAAAAUCGAAAGGCUAUUGAUGAAUUCCGUAAGACUUUCGAUCGGACCAUUCGAGACAUAGAGAAUCUGCAUGUUCUACUCUCGGACAGUAAAUCAUUGCGACCUUCAGAUGCUGAUCAGGAGCUCAAGCAGUGCACCCUGAUCUACUCUCAAGUACAAACUGAGAUAGCUGACACGAUAGAUACAGGUAAUCGACUGUUAACCCGGAUCACAGAUAGCUAUCGUUUGCAACCUCCGUCGACGUCUUCAUCGCCUUUGUCCACCGCCAACAACGAACAACACUCCCCUGGAACCAACCACACCUCUUCUCCUUUGACGAUCUCUCACUCAACCGCCACAAGUAGCACCACCAACCAGCAUCACAAGGUGUUGCCACCCGACAUGGCCAACGAGCGAGCACGCACCGAGCAACUACUGAUCGACAUCCAGAAGAAACAAACCGACAUUCGAUCGGCCUGGCGCGACCUGGAACACAGUGUCCAUGAAGCCCGUGAAGUGGCUGCCCUCGAAGAAGGCGUCGCCUUCGUCACAAAUUGGAUCCUUAAUACAGCCGAACAGAUGCUUAACCGCAACCAAACGAUCGGUUGCGAUGUCAAGGCAUGCGAAGAACUCCGGCGCGAACACGAAACCCUCGAGAUGGAAUGUCGCGAAACCUAUGGCUUCUAUGCGGAGCUUUUAUACAAGAUCGAAUCACACUCGAAGGCCAAAGAAUCUGCCAGUCCCGCCUACAAGGAUUUGAUGUCACAGCGGGAAUUCAUGAAUUUCGUUUGUCGCAGCUUUGCCACGCGUCUCGAACGACGACGCAACAUUCUAAUUACGUCGCUGCGAUUUUAUCGAUUGGUCACCGAUUAUUUCGAUCGCACCACCUCAGUAUUCGAAUCUCUAGUCAUGGGCAAUAAGGUUGAAGACUUUGAGGCGGCCGCAGGGAAUCUGCAAAAAUUGAAGGACAGUCAAGUGGGAUUGGAGGCCCUCGAAAAAGAACUGGUCAAAGAGGGCGAAAAACUCAGCGAUAUGCUGUCAAUGCCCGUUAAGGAUGCCCUCGGCCGAGAUCUGCAUAUCGAUUACAGCGAUGACAUUGUGAAUGUCAAAGAUAUUUUGGAUACGACAAUCGCCAGGCGGAACAUCUUCAUUGACAGUGUGGAGUUGCAGAAACUCACCUUGGAGCAGGUGACACACAUCCACACGUAUGAGUUGGACGCUCGAAUGGCCAGCAAAUGGAUGGACGACUUGUACGGUGUCAUGAUCAAGUGUCAUUCGCAUGUGGGCUGCAAUGUGCACGAGAUUCAGGUGCAGAAAGAUGAGUUGCAAACAUUUCAAGAAACUGGAAAGAGUAUCUACCAUUAUGGCUGCCAACUGCUUGAAGCAUCACAAGCUCUAAGAACAUCUUGCAAAUUGGAUACGGAAGCAACCAAAACAAUGUCCACACAACUGAGCAGCACCUGGCACAACUUACAAGCCAUAAGUCAGGAGCACAUGACCCGCCUCCGAGUGUCCGCCGUCUUUCAUCGCAGCGUCGAAGAAUACUGCAACAAGUUGCAUGACCUGAAAAUCUCUGUGUGUUCUCUAGGUGAAAUUGAAGAGUCUGAUUGUCGCCGCAAUCGCCUUCGAAAGUAUCUAGCAUUGCGCGAAAGACUUCUGGUUGAAGUGGGUCGAAUGGUGCGGCUAGGUAGAUUGUUAAAAACUCGACUUAAAGAGCCGUUCGUUUUGGAUGAUAUUGCCAAGGGCAAUACUACUACAACUUCUGAUGGCAACAGAUUUAAGGAAUUUUUCAAACCUCGAUCGUCCUCGAAUGGCGGCGACAACAAUGAGAAAAGCGAAGAUACUUUGAAUGAUGAUCAACCAAACGAUCAGCAGUCAGUUGCAGUUGAUGAUGUAAAUUUAAAAUCUGAUUCUAUUUGUAGCGAAAGUGAUCCAGCGGAACCAUCUGCAGUUGAAAGUGAUGCUGCUGCUAAAGCAUCAUUGGUUUAUCCAACUGGAAGAAAUGAAAUGGCAUCGAGUGCGAUUACAAAUAAACUGACAGAGAUUGCUGAAGUGGCUGAAGCAUUGGAUUCUGCAUUGAGAGAUACACAGAAUGGAUUGGAUCUUGUCGAGAUGAAUUCAAGUCCAUCGGGUGAAAAGAAAUUAGAUAAUAACCAUCAGCAACAUCAUCAUCAUCAUCACCAUCAUCAUCAUAAUAAUGCGAGUAAUAUUGAGGAUUGGCAUUCACGUUCGACUGAAGAUGAAUCCUUUGCAACUGCAUCUGAGGGUAACUUUACACCCCACUCACAUUCGUCAUCUUAUCAAACAGCAUCUGAAGGUCGAACACCAUCUUUUCUAAGUUCUGGAAAAACUUCCUUUGACCUAAGUGAUCUCGAAGAUACAAACUCUCAAAUAUUCCCACUCGAUAUGUUAUCUCCAGGCAACAUAUCAUACGAUGGAUCCUCAGAACCAAGUUUCGUAUCAGCCCAGCAAUCACUCACAACAUCUCCACAAUCAGUGCCAGCUGACUCGGGAAUAGACAGUACGUCUGACUUCAAAUCUGGUGUUGAGCAAAAAGAUGAAGAAGUCGGCGGCGAUGACAAUAAUCGAAGUCGAAGUGCAACACCAACUCCAGAAAAUGCCUCAACAUGUAAUCUUUUAGCCAGAAAUUCCAAUGAAUCUCAAACAGUAAUUGACCACGAUGUUCUGCAAGAGUCAACAACAACAUCAGCCAUUAGUAAUGGCCAUGGAACAGUCUCUAACAACGAUGAAGACCAAGAAGAGGUGAGCUCAAGAAGUGUGUGUUCAACUAAACCUACAGACUCCUGGCGGAGCAAAUAUUAUGGUCACGUGACAAAGCAAACAAUUAAAGGCUGUUUGUAGAAAAAAGUCUGCUUGAU
Episyrphus balteatus (marmalade hoverfly) is the source of this 3502-nucleotide messenger RNA. Its product is annotated as SEC14 domain and spectrin repeat-containing protein 1-B. The coding region runs from base 183 to 3485 and encodes 1100 amino acids. The transcript is spliced from 9 exons. The record is from RefSeq and is a predicted model, not a curated record. Lineage: Eukaryota; Metazoa; Arthropoda; Insecta; Diptera; Syrphidae.